AUGAUAAGGGUGAAUUCCAUGGCCUCCAUCUCCUCCAUUGCUAAAAGGCUAGAGGGAAAAGUAGCAAUCAUAACAGGUGGUGCUAGUGGAAUUGGUGAAGUUGCAACAAGACUUUUCAUCAAACAUGGCGCAAAAGUUGUGAUUGCAGAUGUCCAAGACGAUAAUGGACAAUCCAUCAUCGAAGAAAUAGGCGAAAAUAGAGAUGUCUCCUACGUACAUUGUGAUGUGAAAGUGGAAGAAGAUGUCGAAAAUGUAGUGGACAUGGCAGUUUCCAAGUAUGACAAGCUUGACAUUAUGUUCAGUAAUGCUGGAAUUCCAGGAAAACCUGAUACCACCAUCUUGAAAUCGGACUAUGAAAAUUUCAAAAGUGUAUUCGAUGUGAACGUCUUUGGGGCAUUCAUGUGCGCGAAACACGCGGCUCGUGUGAUGAUUCCACCCAAAAAAGGAAGCAUUAUUUUCACUUCUAGCAUUGCAUCGGUCACCUAUGGUGACGUGGCACACACCUAUUUGGCAUCGAAGCACGCGAUAGUGGGGCUAGCCAAGAAUUUAGGUGUUGAAUUGGGACAACAUGGAAUUAGGGUUAAUUGUGUUUCUCCAUUUGGUGUGGCAACUCCAAUGUUGAUGAAUAGUCUUGGAAUUAAGGACAAAGAAAAGGUUGAGGAAUUUGUGUCUCAAAUUGCAAACUUGAAAGGGAAAAUAUUGGAGGCUGAGGAUGUUGCACAAGCAACAUUGUAUCUUGCUAGUGAUGAAUCAAAGUAUAUAAGUGGGAUGAAUAUUGUGAUUGAUGGUGGAUAUAGUACUACCAAUGUUGCUCUCAAACAAGGCAUUAGGAAGAUGGCAGUCUUGAAUGAGUAAUUUUCCUUUUUUAGAUCAAAAAUGUGUUCAUUAUGUGUAAGUUUUAUCCUUUUUUUAAAAAAAAAAAAAGUUUCUCCAUUUACUUGU
This is a messenger RNA of Solanum dulcamara, 942 nucleotides long. RefSeq names its product short chain aldehyde dehydrogenase 1-like. Lineage: Eukaryota; Viridiplantae; Streptophyta; Magnoliopsida; Solanales; Solanaceae. The record is from RefSeq and is a predicted model, not a curated record. Gene Ontology annotation, molecular function: oxidoreductase activity, acting on the CH-OH group of donors, NAD or NADP as acceptor. The transcript has 3 exons. Bases 1 to 855 code for a protein of 284 amino acids.